AUGACUAGGAAGAAGGUAAAACUGGCUUUCAUCACUAAUGAUUCGGCAAGAAAAGCAACAUUCAAGAAAAGGAAGAAGGGUCUGAUGAAGAAGGUGGGUGAACUCAGCACCCUUUGUGGUAUUGAUGCCUGUGCUAUUAUAUAUAGUCCAUACGAAUCUCAGCCUGAGGUUUGGCCAAAUACCAUGGGAGUUCAACGUGUAAUUUCCCAGUUCAAGAGAAUGCCUGAAAUGGAGCAAAGCAAGAAGAUGGUGAAUCAAGAGAGCUUCAUCAGGCAAAGGAUAGCCAAGGCAAACGAACAACUCAAGAAACAGCACAAGGAUAAUCGAGAGAAGGAGAUGACUGAGGUGAUGUACCAGUGCUUGACUGGAAAAGGGAUGCAGAACAUGUCCAUGCCAGAUUUGAAUGAUCUGGGGUGGCUGAUUGAUCAGAAUCUGAAGGAGAUUUACAAAAGAAUUGAUUCCCACAAGAAAAUGGCUCCUCAUCAUCAGCAAAUUUCACAGCCUCAGGCAGCAACAGCGCCACCGCCGCCAGCACAUCCACCUGUGACUCUGGCUGCUAAUGACAUGCUAGCUGGAGGAGUACAAGUACAGGAGCAGAAGCCAUCGGUGGAUCUGACCAUGGAUGCAGCAGUUCACAGGCCUCAAUGGUUCACGGAUUGGAUGAAUAAUCCUGCAGGUGAAAACAUGGGUUUUGGUCAUGGGGAUGAGAUGAUGAUGCAAUUUCAUGACAAUCAUAAUCCCAUGUGGUCCAGUGCCUUCUUUCCCUGA
Molecule: messenger RNA, 768 nt
Organism: Coffea eugenioides
Lineage: Eukaryota; Viridiplantae; Streptophyta; Magnoliopsida; Gentianales; Rubiaceae
Product: agamous-like MADS-box protein AGL80
Exons: 1
Coding region: 1-768 (255 amino acids)
Biological process (GO): positive regulation of transcription by RNA polymerase II
Molecular function (GO): DNA-binding transcription factor activity, RNA polymerase II-specific; RNA polymerase II cis-regulatory region sequence-specific DNA binding; protein dimerization activity
Source: RefSeq, a predicted model, not a curated record